Messenger RNA from Linum trigynum, 2653 nucleotides. The record is from the annotation of a GenBank genome assembly. NCBI's taxonomy places the organism in Eukaryota, Viridiplantae, Streptophyta, Magnoliopsida, Malpighiales, Linaceae.
CCACUCCCCUUUCUUCAAAUUUCAGCAGCCAAAAUCGAGCAUAAUACACAGAACAGAAAUUUUUCGGUAUGUUGAGACUUUUCGUAUUAUAGUCUAAUUAUGUUUUUAGUAGUUAUAGUAUGAUUUAAUUUUCGUAUUAUGUUGUUGUUAGUUAGUUGAACUUAUGUUCGUUAGUUAUAGUAUGAUUUAAUUUUCGUAUUAUGUUGUUGUUAGUUAGUUGAAUUUAUUUUCGUUAGUUAUGGUAUGAUUUAAUAUUAGUUGUACAAUAUGAUUUUGGUUAAUUUUACUGUCUUUAAGCUAAUAGAUACUUAUUGUAAAUUGUAAAUUGUAGAUAUGGGUAAAUUCAAGAAGUCUCAUCUUACUAUUCGGUGGAAUGGAAGGGUGACAAACUCUGACAUAGGCAUUGAUUAUGAGGACGGCGAAUCCAUUAUGCUGAAAAUUGAUUCCCGAUUCAAUUUUCAAGAACUCUGUGAUCUUUGUGCAGAAAGGGUUUGUACGAGCGGACAGACGAGACUUGGCAAAAUUACUUACCGGUAUCCAGACAUGAGUGCUGGCGGGGUCGUGUUCCAAGAAGUUGUCAUAAACGAUGAUGACGUGGUUAUGAUGAUGUUACAGUUCCUAAGCGAUAACCAAGUCCGGCUUGCAGAGGUGUAUGUUGAGACCGAGGCGGUCGGUGAAUCUCAUUCUCACCAGUAUUCUUAUGAUGAUGGUUUUGCAGGAGGGUACGAAUGGGGUGGUAGUUCGAGCAACUACCAAGGCGGUGGUUAUACAGGAGGUUACGGGGAGGGUGGUGGUUCAAUCAACUACGGUGGAUCGAGUAGUGCAGGAUGGGACAAAUACUCGCAACCUCCUAAACCAGCCCCAUUUGUUGAGGCCGAUGGUGUUCAAUGGCCUGCUUGGGGGCAAGAGUGGUAUGGAAUCGAGAAUACCAUGCGAUCAGGGCGUACUUCACAUGAGCGAGAGGACGAUGUUGGUGAUCGUGGUCAUGUUGAUCCUUCUAGCCCGAGCUAUCCAUUCGAGUCGAGCGACGAGGAUACUGAGGAAGAUUUGAUAUCAGUGAGCGAGGAGGAGGAAGAUACUGAUGAUAAUGAGGAUGAGGCGGCAUUUCGUGAGGCACCCACGCCAUAUUACACACAGGUUCCAACUCAAUUUUUACAUAGUCAGAAUGAUCCCCCCGACUUUGUCCCUAUGCCAGUGUACAAUCCGACGGCCAAUUUGGAGGUGGGUAUGGCGUUCACAUCGAAAGACGCUGUGCAGGAUGCUUUUACAGAAGAGGCGUUGAGGCGCAAUUUCGAGUGGAAGGUAAAAUAUUCUGACAGUAAAUAACUACAUGUCAUAUGCAAGCAUGAUGCAGAGGGUUAAGAGACUCGCAUCCCUUGGGCCAUAAUGGAUAUACAAUCGAGGAUCGUAUAUCUCGGCACCCAUCUACAAAAAAGUAAUGAAAUCAGAGAUUGUUUUGAUUAAAAAAAAUCAAAUUGUUUCGAUUAAAAAAAAUCAUAAACCAAAAACCUACACGAAGAGCCUCUUCGUCCAUUAUUGGCGGAAGCCGGACAGAGGUUCGACGGGUUUAGGUUUGUAAGGGACGGGAACUUAGCGGGACGGGGGCUUUAGGGUCAAACUCUAGUAAUUCUUUCUGAUGUGGAAGAUCGGACUUAGCCGCAACCACAGAGCAUACUUAGAACGAGACUAGAGCGGAUAAAUUGAGGGAGAAAGAAGUGAAAUGUUUGUGGUGUGAGUUGAAAGUGAAAGGGGAAGGGUUAUUUAUAGUUGGGGGAAGGGGGGAAGGGAUCUGCCGAGAAUUGAAUUCUCCCAGCCUUCACCGCGUCCGUCAGAAACGGUGAAGGCACCGCGUUUCUUGAACACGGUGAUGAGGCGCGGAUCGAGCGACGUGGCUCAGCGUGAGGCGUCGGAUCUGGAAAGAAAACCACGAUCCGCGCCUCACCGCAUCCUACAGACACGGUGAACGCGCCAGCGACGCGGAUCGCUGACGCAAACAAACACGGGUAUUCACCGUGUUUGUCUAACGCGGUGAAUACCCCGCGUUAGUCCACGUCAGCGCCUUCACCGUGGAAGUCUAAAACGGUGAAGGCUUCACCGUUUUUGUUUAAAACGGUGAGGUAUUCACCGUUCUUAACAAACGCGGUGAACCCUUCACCGUUUUAGUUUUGAAACGGUGAAUACAUCACCGUUUUAGUUUAAAACGGUGAAGUAUUCACCGUUUUGGUCAAAAGCGGUGAUGACCUUCACCGCUUUUGUCUAAAACGGUGAUGCUCAAACAUGUGUACUUUUGGAAUUUUUUUUAUAACUUAUGUAUUUUGGUAAUUUUUUUUAAGAACUAGUGUACUUUGGGAUUUUUUCCGAUUAAUUGUGUCCAAAAAAUAAUCCACAAAUCAUAUUUGUUUUUGUUUUUUUAUUUUUGUAAUUUUUUUAUAUGAAAAAUAAUUAUAAAUUAAUAAUAAAAGUUCCACGUCAGAUGCCACAUAAGCGCUGACUAGACUUUCUGUUAAAAACUAACGGUCAACGCUAGUCAACUCUAACGGAAAAAUAGUUUAGGACACAAAUGUCAUAUCGAAUACUUUAGGACACAAAUGACACAAAGUUAAUAGUUCGGGUUUCCCAGUGGUAUUAGCCCUAAUAAAUAUGUGAUUGAAUA